GGCGCGCGGGGUGAGGCCGCCGCGGGGAGGGCGCGGUGCGGCGGGUCGGCCGGGAGGGGAGCGCGGCUGUGAGCGCUGGAAGAUGGCGGCAGCGGCAGGGGCGGCGGCAGCCGAGCAGCAAAGUUCCAAUGGUCCUGUAAAGAAGUCCAUGCGUGAGAAGGCUGUUGAGAGAAGGAAUGUUAAUAAAGAGCACAAUAGUAACUUUAAAGCUGGUUAUAUUCCAAUUGAUGAAGAUCGUCUCCAUAAAACAGGAUUGAGAGGGAGAAAGGGCAAUUUAGCCAUCUGUGUUAUUAUCCUCUUGUUCAUCCUGGCUGUCAUCAAUUUAAUUAUAACACUUGUUAUCUGGGCUGUGAUUCGCAUUGGACCAAAUGGCUGUGACAGCAUGGAGUUUCAUGAAAGUGGUCUGCUUCGAUUUAAGCAAGUAUCUGACAUGGGAGUUAUACAUCCUCUGUAUAAGAGCACAGUAGGAGGAAGGCGAAAUGAAAAUUUGGUCAUCACUGGCAACAACCAGCCCAUUGUUUUUCAGCAAGGGACAACAAAGCUCAGUGUAGAAAAGAACAAAACUUCUAUUACGAGUGACAUUGGUAUGCAGUUUUUCGACCCAAGGACUCAGAAUGUCUUAUUCAGCACAGACUAUGAAACUCAUGAGUUUCAUUUGCCAAGUGGAGUAAAAAGUUUGAAUGUUCAAAAAGCAUCUACUGAAAGGAUUACCAGCAAUGCUACCAGUGAUUUAAAUAUAAAAGUUGAUGGGCGUGCUAUUGUGCGUGGAAAUGAAGGAGUAUUCAUUAUGGGCAAAACCAUUGAAUUUCACGUGGGUGGUAAUAUGGAGUUAAAGGCUGAAAACAGCAUCAUCCUAAAUGGAACUGUGAUGGUCAGCACAACCCGCCUACCCAGUUCUUCCAGCGGAGACCAGUUGGGUAGUGGUGACUGGGUACGCUACAAGCUAUGCAUGUGUGCUGAUGGGACUCUCUUCAAAGUGCAAGUAACCGGCCAGAACAUGGGCUGCCAAGUCUCAGACAACCCCUGUGGAAACACAUAUUAGAAGAACCCCAGAGCCAUCAAUAUUUUCAUGUCUGGAUUUGACUUUUUUUUUUUAAGAGUAUGCAUGCAAAUCAUUCUUUUACAAAAUUUAUGAUAAUUCAUUGUAAUUAUUUUAACUGCAGAGCACUGCUAUAUCUAUUAUAUAGUCUUCAUAUUUAAAAUAUUCUCAGAGAGCUUAAAUUCUAAUACAUUUUAUUAAGUUGCACUGAUCUUCAAAUUACAGCUCUCUAAAAUAAUUAUGAGAAGUGAAUAAAAUCUAAAUUAAUCUUUAAAGAAAUGUUUUUAAAAUUGCACUAUCCCUUUUCUAAAGAAUAAAGGGCUGAAAGCAACUGUUUAGACUCACUAUAAGUAAGCUCUUGGUAACUCUAAUGGGGAUAGACCCACUUAAGAUGUUUAAAGGGUACACUGUCAGUGUUUGAUGCUCUGUCUUGGCUGUGGCUUCUAAAAGGAAAGACACAGAUUUUUUUGGCAUUGACCUUGAGCCAUAUUCUCACAUGCAAGUGAAGUCAUCUAAGAACUUUACAUAUGUGAGAUAGUAAGAAACUGUGGUUCCUUAGCACUAGGAAGAAAAUACUCUGUAAUUGAAUAUUUACUUGAAAUAAUGAUAAAUAUCAAGUGUUCAUAAUGUGGUAUAAAUUAAAAUAAAAUCCAGCUUUAACUUUUAAAUAAUAAUGAUAGCCGUCAUUGAGGAUCUUAAACAUCCUAGGCAUUGUCCUAGACAUUGCUUGUUGAAUAUCUCUAAUCCCUACCACAACGCUGCAAGUAGGUGUUUUUAUCUCAGUUUUACCCAGUAGGAAACUGAGGAUCAGAGAAGUUAAACUUGACUAAUGUCACCUGGAAAGUAGUAGAGUUAAGACUGGCAUUCAGGUGUGAUUUAAACCUAGAUGUACCUGAUUCCAAACACCGUGUUCUUUUCACUAUCUGCACUGAAUUUUCAGUUAUUUAAAACUCUAGAAAUACGAACAAAGACUAAUUCACACUUACCUAAGCAGACAAGAGUCAAAUAAAAUAGGUAUGCUUACUCUAGUUAUAAGAAAAUAAAUAAAUCUCUUGUCAAACAAAAAAAUGACCAAUCACUGUCAGGUUUUAAACUAUCUUAAUCCAGUUCCAAAAUAUUAUACUAUAGAGAAGUCAAAUUGGCCUCCUUGUGAGCUAUCCCAGUUUCCCAGCUGAUGGGCCUUGGCACAGUGGAGUGUCUGAAUGGGUAACAGCGAUGCCAAGAUAUUUAAACUCUUAGCAAUCAGGGCAGCACAGAGGAAAGUGGGGAAGCCAUGGGCCCAGACAAGUUCUGCUGGCCAGGAAUGGCCCGAUGGGUUUACUCCAGUGUGCCACACAAAUAGUACCCUCCUUAAUGUGUGCCCUGCCUUGAAAGUAAGUUGUGAAGUACCAGACUGAAAAGUGCUAAUGCAGGAGAUAAUACCAAUAAUGUUUAAGUAACUGUAAGAAUUUGCCUCUGCUCCUAAUAUCACUAUCUCAUUGUAUUUAUUUAUAACCUUCAAACCAGUCAGUUUUUAAUGUAUUUUAUAUUUGAUUUGAAGUGAACUCUUUGGUGUUAAGACACACACAAGAUCAGGGACAGGAACCCCAAAGUAGUUUGCUAUAAAAUAGGCAUUAGAGAUGUAUUAUAGGUUCCUCCCUGCAUUCAAGUAUAACAGUAUUCUGUCAUGGUCACUUCAAACUUGGUAGCUAAGAGAAUCAAUACAAAAACAAUUUUUGUUCAAUAUUGUCAUAGUUCUCUCUGAUGGAGAAACCAAAUACCUUAGAGAUUAUGAAGUCAUUAAAUUACAGUGAAAUAAGGAUUGUCUUACAGCCUAACACUGAGCUCAAUUUUUAAAUGAAAAAAAAAGAGAUUUAUGACUUCUGAGUGUUAUUAUUUGCGAUAUCAGAAUCCAUUUGGAUAUAUUCAAUAUCAUUUAAUAUCUGGAUGAUAUUCAGAAAAAUUGUUGGAAUUUUUGUUCAGAUGCUCAGUAUAUUUUUAAAUUGUACACUCAUUACUUGUCUACUCUAUUUAGAUUUGUUUAAAAAGUUUCUUUAAAUAAGUAUUUUUACAAAACCACAGAACACUAUAUUACAAAGUAUUAUUUAUUGAAUGUAAUUCAUGAAAUAAUCUAUUUUUACUUCUCUUUGAGAAAUAGUUGUGUUUUUGAUACAUCUUCAUUAAAUGCUUUUGACAUGAGAGGAUAUUUUGAUGUUUUUAUAGAACUGAUCGUUAACAGGUAUGGCAUUUUCGGAUACUUUAAGGUGGUCCUUGCUUUUUUACUGAAACGUAGAGAUGGCAAACUCACUGGGAAAAAGAACAAGAACAAACUAUCUGUUUUACCCAUGACCUAUUUUGAUUCACAGUAAACCUUCAGCAACUCAUUCUUGCCACCAGAUGGUAUUUUUACGUAAACUGAAAUGCUAACUUUAUCUCUUCCUGCUGUAUGUUCAUCCCCUGCCUUGAGCACUAAUAUGACAAACAGCAACCUUGGGGAAGGGGGAUGACAAAGACAGGCCCCCAGGAGGGGGCGCAGAUGCAUGCUUGUUUAAAUAACUACAGUAUUCUGGAGGUGAGUUGCAAUGACAAGCGGGACAAAUUUCAUGAAUGCAGGAUUUUUCAGAGACUGUCUAAUGGGCAGAUAGGAAAAAUGCAAAACAACACAAAACAGGGACUGCCUAUACAUAGUCUGCAGUAUUUUAAAAUAUAUUUAUCUGUAUUCUUUUUGCAUUGUGAAAAAACAAAUUUUGUGUGAUAGUUUUGAUGAUGAAAGGUGGAAGUUCAACCUAGUUUUGAAUGAGUGUUUUUUAAAGGGGUGAGAAUGUUACGGUGCUAAACCUGACAAGCGACCAUUGAAAUGCAGAUAAUAUUAGUAAUCUUUUUAAAAGUGUUGAGAGGGGCAAAGAUUACAAACUAUGCCAUACAAAAAUAAACCUAUAAAUUUGUUUCAGAUUGCUAACUUGAGUUUCAGUUAAUGCAUUUUGUAAUAACUAUUAAUGACCUCUGUUUACAAUAAAAAUUCUGUAAAUUG
Cynocephalus volans (Philippine flying lemur) is the source of this 4049-nucleotide messenger RNA. It is a transcript of the gene SGCB, whose product is annotated as sarcoglycan beta. The coding region runs from base 83 to 1042 and encodes 319 amino acids. Gene Ontology annotation, cellular component: sarcolemma; sarcoglycan complex. NCBI's taxonomy places the organism in Eukaryota, Metazoa, Chordata, Mammalia, Dermoptera, Cynocephalidae. Gene Ontology annotation, biological process: muscle organ development. The record is from RefSeq and is a predicted model, not a curated record. The transcript has 6 exons.